CAUAAAUGGAGGAAUAUAUUUACCAUUGAGUACCAAGGACUUUGGUGAAUGUUAAUCACCGUUCCACAAUUCUGAGAUUCCAGUUCCAUGUGGAUAGUGGCUAUUGUUCUCCUGUAUGUCACACGAUUGCUGGCUGUUUCUAUUACAUAAGACUGUGUAUUCCGAUUCCACUUCACACAACAUGAGAAAGAAGAGGAAGAAAAAUAAAAGAAUACAGAUGUACAAAAGAAUAAACAACUAAUUUAAUUCUACUCAUUCAUACAAGUGAAACCUAGAAAGGUCGUUAGUUAAAUAUUCUUGGAUAUAAAAUAAAACAUGUCUGACACGGAAAGAAAGAAAUCAGGAAAGAUAGACACUAUAAAAAAAAGUUAUAAAACAGGAGAUGUAAAUGAGGAGACAAGACGAAAGAGCUCUGCAAGAUCAGGUAAAAGUAAUGGACUGGCAAAUCUUGAUGGCUCUGGAAGAGCACCAUCUAGGAAAAGUGUCACGCCUCAUGUAGGAGAUGGAGGAGCUGACACAGGCAGUAUUGACAUACAGCGUGUAGGGUCUGGAAGAACAAAUACUAGCAAUGAAGAAACCAACAGGACUGGAUCUCAACUUGCAGGUGCAAGCAAUGCACACGAAGAACGGGACGAACCUGAAAGAUCAGCUACUAGAAAUGAAGACGCCAAACGUGAAGGAUCAGGAAGAGCAGGUUCAAUAGAUGAAGAUAGCAAACGAGAGGGGUCUGGAACAAUAUCAACUAGAAAUGACAUCACAGCACGCGAAGGAUCUAGCAAUGAAACGACAAAGAGGAACGAAUCUCGAAUGGAAGGUACUGGCGAUGUACAGAGGGGGCGCAAUGGGUCUGGAAGAGUAACAGGAAGAAACGAAGAGACGAUACACGAAGGCGCAGGAAGAGCAGGCGCAAGUAAUGAGGCCAUACAACGCGAAGAUUCGGUUCAACAGAGAGGAAAAGAUAAAAGAUUAGAUGACUCUGGAAAGGCAGGUACUAGCAACGAAAACACAGUACGGGAAGAGGAUGUAAAUGCAGAUACUAGUAAUGGUGGUAGUGAACAACAUGGAGCUGAAAAAGGGAGUAAAGAGACAGAGAGGACGGGAUCUGGAAGGUCUGCCACAACAAAUGGAGACAAGGAUCGAGAGCAAUAUGGAAGAUCAGGUGUUAGCAAAGAUACAGAGCCACGGACGACCGGACAGGCUGACAGGAAAGGCAAGGGCGUGAAACAAGAAGGUUCUGAAAAGGCAGAGGUUAUAGACAAUAAUACUUUGCAAGAGACAUCAGGAAAUCUGAAAACGGAUACUAAACCAACGAAUGGUCAGAAGACAGAGACUGUGAAAGGAGAAACCAAACGCGAACAGUCUGGUAAGAAGGACAUUAAAAGUGAAGAAAUCAAGAGACAGGGUCUAGGAAAGGCAGUUUCAGAGACUGUAGAUUUAGUAACGGAAGAAAUAACAAGGUCGGAGACUUUCACAACAGAAGGCAAUAUUGAAAAGGACAAUUUCUUUCGUAUAUGCAAGUGUUUGGUGAAACAUAUACCAACCAUCUUAGGGGAUAUUUUAGCAAUACAUGUAGCACCAAAGAAGCUCAGAGCUACCAUUCAAAAGAAGAAGACGAUGCAGCUUAGUCACAAUCAAAAACACGUCAUCAAUGAAGGGAAGAUACCAGAUUAUACCAAGUUUGACAUCACCCUGUUUCACUUAUUGUUCCGGAGCAUAUGCCCAAAGUGUCCCAAUCCGUCCCAUGACUGGGGAACAUACCCAAAGGCUGGCGUGGAAAUCACAGUUGGCGAUGACAUAGAGCGGAUCCAGAAACUAAAGAACAAUGCGUAUGGGCAUCUUGAUUAUUGCUUACUUCCAACAACGAAAUAUAACCGGAUGUGGGAGGAACUUGGAGAUUUGAUCAGUCGACUAGAAAAACUCGUGAAGCGUGCCACUUAUAGAAAGGCAUUGGACGAGAUAGGAAAAGCCAGGAUUGAUCCUCUGGUGGAUGAGGAGCACGUGCGGACACUGAAGGAAUGGCGGGAUAUGGAUACACAGCUCGACAUUAAAACGGGUGAAACUUUGAAACAACUUGAACCAGAAUUUAGGAAGACCAGGAAAAGUGUCGACAAAAUGAAGAGAAUAACAUGCAGUCAGCCUGGGAUUCUCUCCAGAAGUCGCCAUGACCCCGACUCAAUAAAGUCACGGAUGGAAACCAUGGAGGAAAAUCUUCUCGACACAAAAAAGAAAGUGCGCCAGACCAAAUAUAUCCAGAAAAUACGAGAAUCCACAAAAAUCAAUGUACAAAAACUGGACGGAAUGCGAGCUUACACCAAAGCUUUGCUAGUUGACUUCGAAGAAAAUGUCAGACCAUCCUUUAUAGAAACACAAAACUUCAAUCUGGCCAAACGGAUAUUUACGGAUUUUGGUUUUGUGUUUCUAGUCGGAAUUCCAGGUGAAGGGAAAACCGCUAUUGGAAUGCACUUGCUGAAUCAGCCUUAUCCAGACGAUUUAGAACAGCCUAUACGACUAAUACUUACGUCGCCCAAGCAAUUUACAGAUACCAUCGAUCCUACCAGGAAAUACAUUCUCUUCAUCGACGACAUAUUUGGCAAAUUAUGUAAAGAUCAGUCCUUUAUCGAUGGCUGGACUGAUUCAAACGUAUCCGGGUGA
Messenger RNA from Mizuhopecten yessoensis (Yesso scallop), 2652 nucleotides. RefSeq lists its product as uncharacterized. The record is from RefSeq and is a predicted model, not a curated record. The transcript has 7 exons. The coding region runs from base 316 to 2652 and encodes 778 amino acids. NCBI's taxonomy places the organism in Eukaryota, Metazoa, Mollusca, Bivalvia, Pectinida, Pectinidae.